This is a messenger RNA of Portunus trituberculatus (swimming crab), 1059 nucleotides long. RefSeq lists its product as uncharacterized. The record is from RefSeq and is a predicted model, not a curated record. NCBI's taxonomy places the organism in Eukaryota, Metazoa, Arthropoda, Malacostraca, Decapoda, Portunidae. The transcript is spliced from 2 exons. Bases 115 to 498 code for a protein of 127 amino acids.
CGUGAGUGUGAGACACCCCUCUUACAUAUAAUGCGGUGAACUCAGUUUCAGAUCUGCAGUCAUAGGGUGUGGACGCUUUUGAAGACAACUAUAUUCAUUUUGGUUUGGGUUACAAUGUCUGCUGCAAAAAGAAAAAAAAUUCUGACUGUCAAUGAAGCCUUAGAUCUUUUAGAAGAAAUGGAUGAUGUCAAAGACUUGUACAUCGAGCCCCCAGAUGUAAGCAACCUGACUGAUGAAGAUUCUGGUCCCGAGGAUGAAGGCACCGUCUUUCACCCAGAAAGCCUAUCCGGAAACCAAUUAUUAGCCCCUGCUGAAUUCCGAGCUUCUCGUCGUGAAGAAGAUGAAGAAGAAGAGGAAGAUGAAGAAUCUCUUGUAGAACAGAAUGAAACAAGAAAGAAACCUACAAGGAAGAAGCGUAAAGUGUCAGAGACUUCUGCAAAGAUAAAGUGGGGAAGAAUAAGGGAACAGCGGCUCAAGCAGGUUUUUUCCCUGAAGUAAAUUGCAGUAAGUAUAGAGACUUUAACUUUGUAGAACUUUUUGAGCUCUUCUUUGACGAAGAAAUCCUUGCACACAUGAAAGAACAAGUGACAAAAUACUGUUUGAUGAAAAAUUGGCCUGAUAUAUGUGUAUCCAUAAAUGAACUAAAGGUUUUUCUGGCCAUUUUGAUAGUUUCUGGCUACAACUCAUUGCCUAGCCAAUCUAUGUAUUGGUCAUAUGACCCUGAUCUACACAACAAAGCUAUAUGUGAUGCAAUGCGUCGGGACAGAUUUGAUUCCAUCAAGAAAUGCCUUCAUUUCAACGCCAGUACCGAUCAAGACAAAAAUGAUAAAUACACCAAACUACGCCCUCUGAUCACUCAUCUCCAAGAGAAAUUUAUGGAACACUUCAUCCCUUCACAGUGUAUAUCACAUGAUGAGGCAAUGGUGAAAUAUUUUGGGAAACAUGGGUGUAAACAGUCCAUUCGCAACAAACCUAUUCGUUUUGGCUAUAAAAUAUGGUGCCAAAACACUACCUCUGGCUACCUGCUUGCCUUUGAUCCAUACCAAGGCAAGACUUACA